AUGGCCAAAGAAUACCCCAUUUUGGUGGUUCCUUGCAAACGGGGCGGUAUUCCUUGUCUGACGCCCGAUCAGGCACGAGCAAUUCUUAACGAGGAAGAACGGGUGAUCAGUGUGUCCAUCUUCGACGCAAGCGAAUGUGUGGAUCCCUGCAAAAACGCCAAUCAGGGUUUUGCCGAAUUCUGUGGGCUGGGGGAAUUUAGGACCAUCCUCACUGUGCGAAGUCCUCAUAUUGGCAUGCAUGCUAGCGCUCCUGCAACAGACGCAGGAUUGUGUGCGAAUCAUGAAAAGGGUCGAAUUUCAUUGGGUGUGGAUAAAUGGAAGGAAAUGGUUUUGCCACUUCGCCCAGAAAUAGCCAUUCCUCCCUAUGACUCUGUUUCAAUACAUGAGCCUCAAACAAAGCGCCGACGGACGGCAAUGACCCGUUCAGCAAAGUGGGCAACAUCUGCGGACUCCCUUCAAGGCAAUGGCAAUUGUAAGUUAAUGAAACCCUUAUGUGCUGCGGAGAAUAAUGGCGAGUAUAUUUUUUUGGAGGAACUUUGUCAAAAUGAGACUUUACAACAAUACACAUACCAUGUAAAGGAGGCUAACAAUAAAGGGCAGGUUAUGAGUACUGCCAUUUCUUUACCAUCUUUACUGAUUUGUUUAAAAUACAAUGUAUGUUUUAUUGAGAGUGCAAUUCCAUGGAUAUUGGCGGAGAAAGGAAUAGGCCUGGUGUUUGACUUCAAUCCAGUAAGUGGUGUGUCUCCUGCACGUUAUGAAACACAAAUAGACUUGAAUGAUGACUGCUUCACAAAAGAUAUUCGACCUCUUUCACCAGACUGCAAUUGUUACACGUGUAAGCGGCAUAUGCGUGCAUAUAUCCAUCACCUUCUUACAGUGCAAGAGAUGAAUAGUAAAACACUUCUUGUAAUACAUAACUUGACAAGGUUGAUUCAACUGGUGCGGUUGUAUCGAAUCUUGGAUGCAGAAGAUCGCGAGGUUUUGCUCAAUUGGCUUUUUGCACAGUUUUAA
This is a messenger RNA of Trypanosoma cruzi, 1011 nucleotides long. RefSeq lists its product as uncharacterized. The coding region runs from base 1 to 1011 and encodes 336 amino acids. The record is from RefSeq and is a predicted model, not a curated record. NCBI's taxonomy places the organism in Eukaryota, Euglenozoa, Kinetoplastea, Trypanosomatida, Trypanosomatidae. The transcript has a single exon. Gene Ontology annotation, molecular function: tRNA-guanosine(34) queuine transglycosylase activity.